This is a messenger RNA of Thlaspi arvense, 760 nucleotides long. Lineage: Eukaryota; Viridiplantae; Streptophyta; Magnoliopsida; Brassicales; Brassicaceae. The record is from the annotation of a GenBank genome assembly.
GGACAUCGGAGUAGCGACGAGAUUUAUGAUGCUUUGUGGUUCUUUGCGAGAUCGAAUACAUCCUUGGCUUCGCGACUAUGUUAGGCUCCAAUCUCUCGCCGUCGUCCUUAUUUACGCCCAGAUUGGGUGCGCGCUGAUUGGAUCACUAGGAGCAUUGUAUAAUGGAGUUUUGCUGAUAAACCUGGCGAUUGCGUUGUUUGCGCUUGUGGCAAUCGAGAGCAAUAGCCAAAGUCUCGGCCGAACCUACGCGGUUCUUCUCUUCUGUGCUAUUCUUCUUGAUAUCUCCUGGUUCAUACUUUUCACCCACGAGAUAUGGAGCAUUUCAGCUGAGAAGUAUGUGAAGCUGGCGAUGGCGAUGGAAAUGAUUGGCUUCUUUGUGAGGCUGUCGUCCUCUCUCCUGUGGUUUCAGAUUUAUAGGCUGGGGGCUUCUAUUGUCGACACUUCACUUCCCCGUGAUGCAGAUUCUGAUUUACGAAGCAGCUUCUUGAACCCACCAACUCCUGCUAUUGCUAGGCAAUGUUCAGGUGCUGAAGAAAUCUUGGGAGGUUCUAUCUACGACCCUGCCUACUACACCUCUCUAUUUGAAGAGGGUCAAACCAAUAUGAAUUCUCCCAAGGCAACACAGGUGAAUCAUUAUUCAGUUGGGAACAAUGGAUCACCAUCUGCUGCAGAAGCCUCUCAGAUAAAGUCUCCCAAAUCCAGAUCAUUGCAUGCAAUUGAUGAAGAGAAAGGUUUGAAACUACCAGGGAUGUCUUCAUUA